Molecule: messenger RNA, 4625 nt
Organism: Leopardus geoffroyi (Geoffroy's cat)
Lineage: Eukaryota; Metazoa; Chordata; Mammalia; Carnivora; Felidae
Gene: SCYL2
Product: SCY1 like pseudokinase 2
Exons: 19
Coding region: 392-3193 (933 amino acids)
Biological process (GO): protein phosphorylation
Molecular function (GO): ATP binding; protein kinase activity
Source: RefSeq, a predicted model, not a curated record
CCAUCUGGGCUCUCAAGGCCAGCAAGGAGGGAACGGGGAAGGACCCGCACCCGGGGUAGGCCUCCCAAGGCCCUUGGAGCUGGUGACUGUUGCCUGGUGACGGGCCUGCCGGCUGCGGGCCGGGACGGUGGACGCCCGUGUGUAGCCGAGCUGGGGGACUGGCGAGCUCCGGUGGGGGGGGAUCCGAGAGGCCCGAGUUCCCCGAAGAGGCCUUGAGGCGACGGGAGACCAGGGCCGGAGCCAUCUGUGGGAGGGAGAACCUUCUUUCAGGCCUUGGAGCUCGGGUUUCCGUGGUGGAGAUCUUGGUUCCCUUUUGGGAAAUUGGAUACUACUCCGCGACUGGGUGAGACCGCUCCAGUCAGUUCUGAGGUAACUACUCAAUAUUGCAGCCAUGGAGUCCAUGCUUAAUAAGUUAAAGAGUACUGUUACGAAAGUAACAGCUGAUGUCACUAGUGCUGUAAUGGGAAAUCCUGUCACUAGAGAAUUUGAUGUUGGUCGACACAUUGCCAGUGGUGGCAAUGGGCUAGCUUGGAAGAUUUUCAAUGGCACAAAAAAGUCAACAAAACAGGAAGUGGCUGUUUUUGUCUUUGAUAAAAAGCUGAUUGACAAAUAUCAAAAAUUUGAAAAGGAUCAAAUCAUCGAUUCUCUAAAACGAGGAGUCCAACAGUUAACUCGAUUACGACACCCUCGACUUCUUACUGUCCAGCAUCCUUUAGAAGAGUCCAGGGAUUGCUUGGCAUUUUGUACAGAACCAGUUUUUGCCAGUUUAGCCAAUGUUUUAGGUAACUGGGAAAAUCUACCUUCCCCUGUAUCUCCAGACAUUAAGGAUUAUAACCUUUAUGAUGUAGAAACCAAAUAUGGUUUGCUCCAGGUUUCUGAAGGAUUGUCAUUUUUGCAUAGCAGUGUGAAAAUGGUUCAUGGAAAUAUCACACCUGAAAAUAUAAUUUUGAAUAAAAGUGGAGCCUGGAAAAUAAUGGGGUUUGAUUUUUGUGUAUCAUCAUCCAAUCCUUCUGAACAAGAGCCUAAGUUUCCUUGUAAAGAAUGGGACCCAAAUCUACCAUCAUUGUGUCUUCCAAAUCCUGAAUAUUUGGCUCCUGAAUACAUACUUUCUGUGAGCUGUGAAACAGCCAGUGAUAUGUACUCUCUAGGAACUGUCAUGUAUGCUGUAUUUAACAAAGGGAAACCCAUAUUUGAAGUUAACAAGCAAGAUAUUUACAAGAGUUUUAGUAGGCAGUUGGAUCAGUUGAGUCGUUUAGGAUCUAGUUCACUUUCAAAUAUACCCGAGGAAGUCCGUGAACAUGUAAAACUACUGUUAAAUGUAACUCCGACUGUAAGACCAGAUGCAGAUCAAAUGACCAAGAUUCCCUUCUUUGAUGACGUUGGUGCAGUAACACUGCAGUAUUUUGAUACCUUAUUCCAAAGAGAUAAUCUUCAGAAGUCACAGUUUUUCAAAGGACUGCCAAAAGUUCUACCAAAACUGCCCAAGCGUGUCAUUGUGCAGAGAAUUUUGCCUUGUUUGACUUCAGAAUUUGUAAACCCUGAUAUGGUACCUUUUGUUUUGCCCAAUGUUCUACUGAUUGCUGAAGAAUGCACCAAAGAAGAAUAUGUCAAAUUAAUUCUACCUGAACUUGGCCCUGUUUUUAAACAGCAGGAGCCAAUCCAGGCUAGCAACAUGAUUUUGUUAAUUUUCCUACAAAAAAUGGAUUUGCUACUAACCAAAACUCCUCCUGAUGAGAUAAAGAACAGUGUCUUACCAAUGGUUUAUAGAGCACUAGAGGCUCCUUCCAUUCAGAUCCAGGAACUCUGUUUAAACAUCAUUCCAACCUUUGCAAAUCUUAUAGACUACCCAUCCAUGAAAAAUGCUUUGAUACCAAGAAUUAAAAAUGCAUGUCUACAGACAUCUUCCCUUGCUGUUCGUGUAAAUUCAUUAGUGUGCUUAGGAAAGAUUUUGGAAUACUUGGAUAAGUGGUUUGUUCUUGAUGAUAUCCUGCCCUUCUUACAACAGAUUCCAUCCAAGGAACCCGCAGUCCUCAUGGGAAUUUUAGGUAUUUAUAAAUGUACCUUUACACAUAAGAAGUUGGGAAUCACCAAAGAGCAGCUUGCUGGAAAAGUAUUGCCUCAUUUGAUUCCCCUGAGUAUUGAAAACAAUCUUAAUCUCAAUCAGUUCAAUUCUUUCAUUUCCGUCAUAAAAGAGAUGCUUAACAGAUUGGAGUCUGAACAUAAGACUAAACUGGAACAACUUCAAAUAAUGCAAGAACAGCAGAAAUCUUUGGAUAUAGGAAAUCAAAUGAAUGCUUCUGAGGAGACGAAAGUUACAAAUGUUGGAUCUCAGCAUAUUGACAAAGUCUUUAACAACAUUGGAGCAGACUUUCUUACUGGCGGUGAAUCAGAAAAUAAAGAGGAUGGGUUACAGAAUAAACAUAAAAGAGCAUCACUUACACUUGAAGAAAAACAAAAAUUAGCAAAAGAACAGGAGCAAGCACAGAAGUUGAAAAGCCAGCAGCCUCUUAAACCCCAAGUACACACACCUGUUGCUCCAGUCAAACAGACUAAGGACUUGACAGACACAUUGAUGGAUAACAUGUCAUCUUUGACCAGCCUUUCUGUUAGUACCCCUAAAAUUUCUGCUUCAAGUACCUUCACUUCUGUUCCUUCUAUGGGCCUUGGCAUGAUGUUUUCUACACCAAUUGAUAACACCAAGAGAAAUUUGACCAACGGCCUAAAUGCUAACAUGGGCUUUCAGACUUCAGGAUUCAACAUGCCGGUUAAUACAAACCAGAACUUAUUCAGUAGUCCAAGCACACCCGGAGUGACCAAGAUGACACUGGGAACACCUUCCACUUUGCCAAACUUCAGUGCUGUGAGUGUUCCUCCUGCUGGUGCGAAGCAGACCCAACAAAGACCCACAGAUAUGUCUGCUCUUAAUAAUCUCUUUGGCCCUCAGAAACCCAAAGUUAGCAUGAACCAGUUAUCACAACAGAAACCAAAUCAGUGGCUUAAUCAAUUUGUACCUCCGCAAGGGUCUCCAGGUAUGGGCAGUUCAGUAAUGGGAACACCAAUGAACAUGAUGGGACAGUCUGCCUUUGGUAUGCAGGCUAAUCCUUUCUUUAGCCCGCAGAACUUUGCACAGCCACCAACUACAAUGACCAAUAGCAGUUCAGCUACCAAUGAUUUAAAAGAUCUUUUUGGGUGAGGUGUCUUGCUCUGUUUUUGAAGGAUUACUUCAAUUUUAAUCAUGGGUAAGCGAAUUUACAUCUUUGUAUAGUUGGCUUGGAGGAACUACUUCUAUGGGAAAGUGAAUGGUUCCAUGACAGAAAACACCUUGUUUCCAUGCCAGCAUAGUAAUUGUAUGGACUCGUAACAGUUGAGUUUUUUAAAGCAUUGAGGAAUUUUUUCCUCUUACCACCUCCUCUUCCAAGUUUUUAAAAGACCCAACCCUUACCAAUCUCUAAGAGAAAAAAGACACCUGAGUAUCUUGAAUAGCAGAAUUUUUUAAUCAAAUGUUUGUUUAUUUUAGCUUGUAAAUCUUGGUUUAUUUAAGAAAUUUUGAGUUGAUGGUUAAUGCAAGUUUCAUAUGUUAAAUACUACAUGGUACACAGUCUGCCUUCACAAGUCAUUAGUCUUUAUUUUAAUGUGUGAAAAAUCCUGAUGCUCUAUUGAUUUGUUUGCAUUUAGUAUGACUGAAGGAGAUAAUGAUAAACAUAAUGAAAAGGAUCAGGUCACUUGCUUUUUCCAAUCUUAUUUACUUCACAGAUGAACUAAUGUUCAAUAAAAAGACUGAACAAAUACUACAAAAUUUAACUUAAUGUUGAUUUCAUUGGUUCAAACUAAAGGCAUUAUUAACCAUCUUAAAUGCAAACUAAUCAUUGUAAAUUAUAUUUUAGCAUGGUCUGCCUCAAAUACUAAUGUAUUUUUCUGCAUUUACUUGGAUAUAUUUAGAAUCACUUUCUUUCCUACUGUAUGACAGAUAGAAGAAUAUGUACUGAUUUGUACAGAUAUUUGACAAAGCCCUCUGAUGUGAUUUCCCUGACUCUUGCCUUCAUAUUUCAUUUUGAAUUCAAACUUCUGAGGUUGUAGCACAUAUGAAUUGCAUUUUCAAAAGGAUAUUUGUAAGAAACUAUAUUUAAUGAGUAAACUUUUGAGAUUUCUGCUGUAUCGUUUCAAAUGUAAUAAACUUUACUUCUCUAAAAAUGAGCGGUUGUAUCUUCUCGCUACCAACAGAUUAACUUUCAGUUUACCAUGAUAAAGUCUGACCUCAUCAAUUACUGCAACUAAAGUUUAAUUGUGUUCUAGAAAUUUUAGGAAACUUUUGUUUGAACAUUUUUAUGUCCACAAUUAGCUAUUGUUAGCAAACAAAAAAAAAUUCUUCUAAUAGGAAAUCUGCUUUAUUUUUAAAGUCUUUCUCUGAUAUUUUUCUUUGAUGUGCUGAUUAUUCAACCACAGAGCCUUAUGCUGUAAAUGUUAUUUGUAUUUUGUUUAAAUUAUAUUCCACCAUUAUGUGAUAACUUCAAAAUGAUCUUUCAGAGAACUAAAUAUGCAUUAUAGUUGCUGCCAUAGGGUUUGUGGUUUUUAAUUCUCUGAAACCAGCAAUCAUUUAAAAUAAAUCACAUGAAGUUUAGUGUGCU